AUAGCCGGCGAGGGUGAAGGGGGGUGGGCGGAUGGGGGCGAGGCUGGGAGUGAGCGGAGCCGCCGGGCCGGCGGGCCGAGCGGGCAGCUGCGCGCAGAAGCGGCGGUUCGGAGGCAUCGCGGAGCUGGGGUCGGCGCGGCGCCGAGGCAGGAGAGCGAGAGGGGUCCCUGUCCAGGAGACGGGGGUGGGAGGUCUGAGGGAGGCGCCUGGCCUGGAGCUGAGCCUGGAGCCGUCCGGGUCCGGCAGGCCCUGGGAGCCCGGGGGAGGGGGAGCCGAGUGAUUCAAAGGACACAGAGUCCCUCCCGGGUUCCACUUGCCCUCUGAGCCGCGGGGGGCUUUGUCCCCAUUUCCUGAGCCGCAGUGCGGACCACAGCCCCUUCAUCUGAGCCCCAGUGUAGACCUUCUCUGAUCUCUGAAUGGCCAAGGGGACCCCCAGCCCCUUUUCCUGAAUUACAGCAGAUCCUCCGCUGUGAAAGUUGCAGGUCCUACUGCCCCUCUGGGACCCGGUAGUAAUUCUGCCCUCCUCUUCUGAACCCCACCCCACCCGGCACCCCAGUCUUUCCUCUUCUGAACCGCAGAGGGGACCCAGCUCCUCCUUCCCCACACUCUGAGCCCAAAGAAGCCAGGAAGCAUCUCCUCUCAAACACAUAAGGGACCUCAGCUCUCCUUCCCGAGUACCCCAAACGCUGAGCCCUAGUGGGGAGCUCAGGUCCUUUCCAUCCGGGAACAAGAGUUUCCCUUUGGUGAUUCCUCCGGGUGGGGACCCCAGAGCGCCCCGCAGAGCUUCAGCUGACACUCGGUUCUCCUUCCCCUGGAGCCCUCAGGCUCCCCUCCCGGGUACCCCGUUUCGAGCGCUGCCGCUGGGGGAACCUUGCUUUUUCUCUGGUCCCAUCUUUGCUGCGCUGCAGUGGGUACCCCGGGCCCUCCUCUGGACCUUAGAGGGUUCUCAGCAGAGGAUCUAGUUUUUUUUUUUUUUUCUCUGCGAAGCCCCACAGGGGACCACCUCGACGUCUCCUUUCGAGGUUCCAGGGAGGUUUCAGAUCUUUCCUAUUCGUAGAUCAGCGGAAGCCGGCCCCCUCACACGCUUCUAGACGCCAGGCGCUUCCCUCCCCGCCCCCACCCCUCGAGAGCCUGCCUCGGGCUCGGGCCUCCUUCGCACCUGAGCCUCGUUGCCGGCGGCAAAGAUGAUGAUGUGGUCCAACUUCUUCCUGCAAGAGGAGGACCGGCGGCGAGGGGCCGCGAGCCGGCGGCGGGCUCACAAGUCCGGCAGGAUGACCCCGGAGCAGGAGGGCAAGAUCAAGCUGGCGCUGCUGCUGACCUCCGUGGGCGCCACGCUGGCCGUGCUGGCCGUGGGCACCGAGUUCUGGGUGGAACUCAACACCUACAGGGACAACGGCAGUGCCGUCUGCGAUGCAGCUCACCUGGGGCUCUGGAAGAUGUGCACCAAGCGACUGUGGCAGGCGGACAUGCCGGCGGGCAGAGACACCUGCGGUCCCGCGGAGCUGCCUGGAGGAUCAGGACUCAUACUUCCCGCCGUUGCUGACAGGACAUCUCGCGCCGCCCUCUUUCCCUCAGAGGACCAGAAGCAAACUGCACUUACUUUAAAUUCUUCACCACGGGAGAGAAUGCACGCAUCUUCCAGAGAACCACAAAGAAAGCCCAAAGAAGAGGAUUCCAACUCCUGGCCACAAGGCUGGAUAAGACCCACAGGCGUGUUUCGUGUAGUCUUCAGAAUGUUUACUAAGUUAUUUAUUUAUAACCAACUGCCAUUGAAAAUAUUCAGGGGGAAAAAAAAAUUCCAAAGAGUUCCAGAAAGCCAAACUUGAAUUUGCCAAGGCAGACAACUAUUUACAUAACAUUUACAUUGUAUUUAUAACUAUUUACAUUUGUGUUAGGUAUUAUAAGUAAUCUAGGGGAUAUUUAAAGUACAAGUGUAAGUUUUGUGCAAAUACUACGCCUUUUAAAUAAGAGACUUGAGCAUCUGUGGAUUUUUGUAUCUGUGGUGGAUCCUGAAACCAAUCCCCUGGCAUACCAGAGGGACGACUGCAUUUAAUUGAGGUGAAAGUCACAUAACAUACAAUUCACCACAAACCUUUUUUUUUUUUUUUAACUUUUUUCCACAGUAUGUGGUAUUUCCUGGGCCAAGGAUCGAACCUGCACCACCACAGUGACAACGCCAGAUCCUUAACCAGCUGAACUCCCUAUGAACCAUUAAGGGAACAACUCAGUGGCAUUGAGUACCUUCCCAGUGUUGUGCCACUGUCACCUCUAUCUAGCUCUGUGACAUUUUUCUGAGCCCCGAAGAAAUUUCAUACCCAUCAAAUGCUUACUCCUUCUUUCCUCCUCCUCCCAGCCCCUGACAACCACUCAUCUGCUUUCUGUCUCUGGAUUUAUCUGUUUUCUUGGGUACUGGUCAGAUUUAUUUCCGCUGAGCCACGACGGGAACUCCAGAUUUAUCUAUUCUCCAUGUUUCAUGUAACUGAAAACAGGUGUUCAGGCAAAUACUUGUGCACGAAUAUUCUAAGCACAACCAUUCACAGAAACCCAAAGAUACUGUCACCUUAAUAUCCAUCCACAGACGAAUGGAUAAACCAAAUGCAGUAUAUCCAUACAAUGGACUAUUAUUCAUCCAUAGAAAGGAAAGAGGUACUUUCUACACGUGGAUGGACCUCAAAAGUUUACUUCUGAAUUAGUUUCCCACCUUUAAACAUCAAAAGACUACCCAUCAAAAUCCAUGUUCCCAGGUUCUGUUGAAAAAUUGACACUGGCAACGUGGUAACCCUAGCAGAGUAUUUACACUCUGAGUUU
Molecule: messenger RNA, 2808 nt
Organism: Sus scrofa (pig)
Lineage: Eukaryota; Metazoa; Chordata; Mammalia; Artiodactyla; Suidae
Source: RefSeq, a predicted model, not a curated record